AUGGGUCAGCCAGCAUUAUUCAGUUGCACAACUAUGAGCAGUACUCCUGUCCUCUCUGCCACCAGCUGUCCUGCAAACCCUAUGUGCAAGUGGCCAGCUCCUAGAAUUUUUGGCUCCAAUAAAUGGACCACUGAGCAACAGCAAAGAUUCUAUGAAAUUUGUAGCAAUCUGGUAAAAACUCGACGCAGAGCUGUGGGCUGGUGGAAACGCCUCUUUACACUAAAGGAAGAAAAGCCUAAAAUGUACUUCAUGACCAUGAUCGUUUCUCUUGCUGCAGUUGCUUGGGUGGGACAGCAAGUCCACAACCUGCUGCUCACCUACCUGAUAGUGACUUUCUUACUGUUGCUUCCUGGAUUAAACCAGCAUGGAAUCAUUUUGAAGUACAUUGGAAUGGCCAGAAGGGAGAUAAAUAAGCUUCUCAAACAAAAAGAAAAGAAAAAUGAAUAA
Molecule: messenger RNA, 447 nt
Organism: Odobenus rosmarus divergens (Pacific walrus)
Lineage: Eukaryota; Metazoa; Chordata; Mammalia; Carnivora; Odobenidae
Product: ADP-ribosylation factor-like protein 6-interacting protein 1-like
Exons: 2
Coding region: 1-447 (148 amino acids)
Source: RefSeq, a predicted model, not a curated record